UCGCAGAGACACCAACAGCUCACUUCCAUUAUUAUUAAAAAAAAAAAAAAAUCAAGAACAUCCGCGUUCAUUAAAAUGUCCACCAUUGUUGUACCUCUCAGAUCGAUCCUUCCUCAGCUUCCAUCGCCCUCCAGCAAACGACAAAACCCAACCCAUCAAAAAGUCCAUCACUCCCCAAGAAAAUGCCACCCAAAUUCAUCAUCUUCCUCGUCACUUCCUCUGUUAUCAUCGUCUCUGUUUCUGGGUACGGUUCCACGGGAACCAUCGCCGCCGCAUUCGGCGAGAACGGGUUCUUCUGCGCCAUUGACGCCGGCGGGAAGCAAGAGGUGAUUUGCUGGGACAGAGGGAACAACAACGGAUCCGUAAACCAGUCUUCGGGGACCAGAAUCGUCUCCGAUUAUGUUCCGGCGAUGGCUUCACUCUCUGGCGGAGAAGGGUUUCUCUGCGGCAUUACGUCGAACAGUUCUCAGGCGUUUUGUUGGAACCUGAUUAACCCUUUUGUGAAUCUUGUUCCUGGAGCUUUUCAGUUUAAUUCUUAUUCACGGAUUGCUGCUGGUCGAAAUCAUGUUUGCGCUAUUAGUGGGUUGUAUUAUUCAGGUCCCGAUUCUGGUCCUGUUCAUUGCUGGGAGUAUGUCGGAAGAGUUGGUGAUAAGAAUUUUACUUCCGGAGUUCUUUGGAAUUCUUCGUUUCGUGAUCCUUAUAUAGAUAGUCUCAUAUUUAAGAGGAUUGUUUCUGGAGAUGGUUUUAGUUGUGGUGUGACUAAGGAUGACGAUUUUGUUUGCUGGGGACCAAGAUCUAAUCUUUUGGGGGUCUCGAACAAAUCGAUCGAUGAACUCGAUAUUUUAGCUUCUGGGAAGAGUUCUAUCUGUGGAGUUUCCAAGGAAUCAGGUCAGCUACAAUGCUUCGGAGACGAGACUGAGUUUGGGGUAUUGCCGGAACGGCCUCGGUUUAUCACUGUAUCUGCAGGUUCUGGUCACUAUUGUGGCAUCCGAGAGGAUGAUCAUGGAGUUGAUUGUUGGGGAAGAAACCUGAAUUCCUCCUCUGUUCCAAACAGUUCCGGGUUUGUAGCGAUUUCCUCGUCCGAUGACACGACUUGUGGGGUUCGAGAACUGGAUUUGGUUCUCGACUGCUGGGGCAUCCAUGAUUAUUCCAGACCAGAGUACAGUCCUCCUCUCGAGUUAUGCAGUCCCGGGUUAUGCUCGCCUCAUUCGUGCAGCGAUGGCUGGUUUGCUUUCAAUGCGAGCAUCUUGAAGGAACCCGAACUCACGAGUUUGUGUUCUUUUCAUGACCUCAAGAUUUGCUUACCUUGUGGGACAGAUUGCUUGGAAGGCUAUUUCCCUUCCAGCACAUGUAGUUCGGAUUCAGACAGAGUUUGUACACCUUGUUCCCUUUGCCAGAACAGUUCUUGUUGGAACAUAUGUAAGCUUCCUCACCCCUCGAGGGCUAAAUCCCGGGAGCAUGAACGGAAAGAGAUGCGGAAACUGGUGAUUAUCAUCGGCUGUUCUGUCUUAGGGUUUGUCAUGUUCUUGAUCGGUUUGUCUCUCGUUCCGAAGAUGACCAAGGGUAAAAGAGAUGAAGAGAGGAGUAAAAUGACUUGCUGCUUCUGUGUCAGUAAGCCCGUGGUUGAAGCUGAGCCUGACCCUAUCCCUCAAUUAGCUAUUCCUAUGGCCGUUUCUCUCGGGGAGACCAAAAUCUUCCGUCUCUCAGAACUGAAAGAUGCCACUCACGGGUUCAAAGAGUUCAACGAACUUGGAAGAGGCAGCUUUGGUUUUGUCUACAAAGCUGUUCUCUCGGACGGAAGACAAGUUGCAGUGAAAAGGGCUAAUGCUGCAACCAUAAUUCACUCCAACAACCGGGAUUUCGAGGCAGAGCUCGAAGUUCUCUGCAAAAUCAGACACAACAACAUCGUGAACUUGUUGGGUUACUGUUCGGAAAUGGGGGAACGGCUUCUGAUCUAUGAGUACAUGCCACACGGUACUCUUCAUGAUCAUCUCCAUGGAGAUCUCUCACCGUUGGAUUGGAGCAUGAGACUGAAGAUUGCAUUGCAGGCUGCAAAGGGCCUCGAGUACCUACACAACGAGGUAGAUCCUCCGGUAGUUCACCGAGACGUGAAAACAUCGAACAUCCUCUUGGACUCUGAAAUGUGUGCUAGGAUUGCAGAUUUCGGGUUGUUAAGCUCAAACGAAAAGGAUUCAACCGACGGUGAUACAGAGGAUGAUGUUUACGACUUUGGGGUCGUUCUCCUGGAGAUACUGAGCGGCCGGAAAGCUUACGACCGUGAAUCUAACCCUCCGGGGAUCGCAGAAUGGGCAAUCCCUUUGAUCAGGAAAGGAAAGGCGGCUGCCAUUAUCGACAAGAACGCUGCUCUGCCCAGAAACGUGGAGCCAUUGCUCAAACUGGCUGAUCUGGCUGAGCUUGCUGCGAGGGAAAACCCUAGCGAGAGGCCCAGCAUGAGAAAUCUGGUCAGUUUCCUCGAUCUGAUUGCGAAGAGCGGGCUUACGUUUUGAUGAAACUGUCACUGGCAAUUGAAGAGACCUCAAUUGCUGAACCCCCCCCCCCCCCCUUUGUUCUCUUUUUUCCUCGGCUGCAAAAACUGUACAAUAAACAUUUAUAUAUAUACCUCAUGGAAAGCAUCAAUUUGGCUUA
Molecule: messenger RNA, 2646 nt
Organism: Tarenaya hassleriana
Lineage: Eukaryota; Viridiplantae; Streptophyta; Magnoliopsida; Brassicales; Cleomaceae
Product: serine/threonine-protein kinase-like protein CCR2
Exons: 1
Coding region: 183-2507 (774 amino acids)
Biological process (GO): protein phosphorylation
Molecular function (GO): ATP binding; protein kinase activity; protein binding
Source: RefSeq, a predicted model, not a curated record